Molecule: messenger RNA, 1985 nt
Organism: Didymodactylos carnosus
Lineage: Eukaryota; Metazoa; Rotifera; Eurotatoria; Philodinida; Philodinidae
Source: the annotation of a GenBank genome assembly
UGGAUUCAAGACCUUGAGAGUUUUAAAGCUUAGAGAUGUGUGCUCUGAAGUACAGCCAAAUUAAAGCGUAGUUUAGAUUUAAUCGUGGCUGCCGUGUCUAUGAAAGCAUAUCUCCUCGUUUUUCUCUCAUCUUCGACGAAAAAUACUCGAUCCUUUUUUUUAUCGCUUUUUUUUACUUACAGUCAAAAAAUUUGAUAGGCUAGAGUAUUGUUUGAUUAUUUUGAACAAAAAAAGUAUUUUUCCGAUAUAAAGGAGUAGACAUACUUAUUUACUCGGUAAAGAACCUAAGUUGUUCAACUAAGGUGGUGUACAAUGUAUUUCUCUUUCGUUUGUUUUUAAUCUAUAUUGAUAUUUUUUUGUUUUUAUUGUUUUUUAAAUAAAGUUUGAUGGAAGUACAACAUAAUCAAGUGGUUUAUUGUUAUUCUCAGUUUGAGAUUAGUUUAUAAACACAAGUGACCAUGGUCAUCUUUUCAGAAGCAGAUGGCUCGAAAAAUAUUUACGUGAACUAAUCAUAUUUUGCAGAUAAGUUCUACUGGUGACGGUAGUACUGAUUUAAUGUAGCUCUUAAGUGUUAUGUGAACGUCAUUUCGAAAGGAAGUAUGUCCAUACGUUACUGUGAAAAACUGAAAUAAUUUAGUUUUAUCUGGCAGCAAAUAAUGUAAAACUGGAUAAAAAAUUUUUCUACGGUAUGUAAUUUAGAUUUAACACACUGGACCAGAAAAAAAUUGAUUUUUUUUAAUUUCAUUUAAGUAGAAUUUUGAUUUAAGGUGAGUUUAUUGCAGAUAUGAUGCCUUUACCCAGAAGAAAUGAGAAUAUGAGAGAAUAGUUUCUGCAACUACAACGAAUUUAUAGUUUCUAAUCUACAUUCAUUAACUGUUCACUGUGUUUUACACCAGUUUUCUUAUAAAAAUCUAACAUUAUUGUUUGAUAUUUGUAUUUUCAGAUUUUAAACGCUUUUCCUACUUAUUAACAAUCAACAUGAUGUCGUAUUACAAACUAUCCAUUGUAAUCACAUUUUUAUUAUGUAUCACAAGUAUUCAUUGUAAAACUAAAAAUGUCAAAGACGAUGUUGUUAAAACUGUAUCAGAUACAUUGAAAUCUGGUGCCAAUGUUGCUUCGGAUACUUUUGAUCAAGCUAAAGAUAAGGCUGCCGAAGCUGCUAAAGUGACAGGUGAUUAUUUAGCCUCAGGCAAAGAUAAAGUCGUUGAAGCGGGACAAAACGUUGCUUCAGCAGGACAAAACGCUGCUUCAGCGGGAGUUGAAAAGGUGAAAGAAGUAUUCAAUGAAAAUAUUGUACCGGCUGCUCAAGCCGCUGCUGAAACAGGAAAAGAAUAUGCAAGCCUUGGAGCAGAAAAAAUCGUAGAAUUGGCGAAAGAUGGAAGUGAUAAAGUAAUAGAACUGGCAAAGGAAUAUGUUGUUCCUGUUGCGUCAGAAAGUUAUGAAAUUGGAAAAGAGACAGUGUUGGAAGCCUCGGGAAUAAUUUCGGAAAAGGCUCAAGUUGCAGCCGAAGUUGGCAAUGAAUAUCUAACAGCUGGUGCUGAAAUCGUCAAGGAAAAAGCUACCAUUUAUGCUGAUGAAGCAUUAAAACAAGGAAAAGAAUUUAAAGAUGUUGCUCAAGAAAAAUUACAAUACGUUGCUGAUCAAACACUCAAAAGUAAGUAUCUGAAAAUACUUUUGCACUCUGGAUGGGGUAAAAGGUCUGCAUUAAUUUUGUUUUUGAUAUAGCAUGGCGAUGGAAUAUUGUAGAGACUUUAUCCUUUUCUUUGUUAGAAAGAGCAGAGUGUCUAGUAGAGAAAUAUAUAAAAGUGUUUGAUCAGAGGUGUUUCUCGAAGGUCUUAAAACAAAAGUCAUCGGGAAACUGGGGCCUGUUUCUUAAAAAAACUUAAGUAGAAAAUCUUACUUAAGUCAAAAAAGACAAAGACUUUUUUGGACUUAAGUUUGACUUAAGUAAGAUUUUCUACUUAAGUUUUUUUAAGAAACAGGCC